AUGGCAAACGACCAGGCAUACUACGGAAGAGGGUUUAAGAAAUCCAUUUCUGAUACUCACUCGUGGAGAACAGUUGACAAUUCGUCCAAAUUCAUCACCUCGGUGCUUCGACCUGAUUUCAAAGUUUUGGAUGUAGGUAGUGGUCCAGGAUCUAUUACAAUUGAUUUGGCAAAGAAUUAUCUCACAGCAGGUGGAUCAGUGAUUGGAGUAGAACCAACACAAGAGUUGAUUGACACGGCCAACAACUUGAAGCAAACAACAGAACCGCAAUUGAACAAUGUCAAAUUUCAAAUAGGAUCAAUUUAUGAGUUACCAUUUGAAGACAACACUUUUGACUUUGUCCAUUCGCAUCAGGUAGUUAUUCAUUUACAAGACCCGGUGAAGGGGUUGAAAGAACUUGCUAGGGUCACAAAGCCAGGUGGUUAUGUUGCAGUCAAAGACGCCGAUUUGGAUUCAAUCAUCUCAUCACCAGACAAGUAUAACAUUUUGAAAGAAUAUUACGUACAAAAGGCCAAGAAUGCCAUUUCAACCGACGUAAAGGCUGGCAGAAGAUUGAGAGAAAAGGCAAUUAAAGCAGGAUAUGAACCACAAAAUAUCACCACAACUCAAUCGUACUGGUUAUUAGCUGAUGAUAAGCUGCUUAAGAAACAAUGGGCGGAAUUAGCUAUAAAUAGAAUCAAAACUGGUGGAGAGAUUUUGUUUACUAAAGAUGAGAAAAGGAGUGAGGAAAUGUGCAACGAAGCGAUUGCAAAGUGGCAUGAAUGGGUCAAUGACGAAACAUCUUUAUUCAACAUCUCUCACUUUGAAAUUGUAUACAAGAAGCCUGUAGACUUGAAAUAG
This is a messenger RNA of Lodderomyces margitis, 840 nucleotides long. RefSeq lists its product as uncharacterized. Gene Ontology annotation, molecular function: methyltransferase activity. Bases 1 to 840 code for a protein of 279 amino acids. Lineage: Eukaryota; Fungi; Ascomycota; Pichiomycetes; Serinales; Debaryomycetaceae. The record is from RefSeq and is a predicted model, not a curated record. The transcript has a single exon.